Odontomachus brunneus is the source of this 2968-nucleotide messenger RNA. RefSeq lists its product as uncharacterized. The transcript is spliced from 6 exons. The coding region runs from base 286 to 1761 and encodes 491 amino acids. NCBI's taxonomy places the organism in Eukaryota, Metazoa, Arthropoda, Insecta, Hymenoptera, Formicidae. Gene Ontology annotation, cellular component: axoneme; ciliary basal body. The record is from RefSeq and is a predicted model, not a curated record. Gene Ontology annotation, biological process: microtubule cytoskeleton organization.
GCAUAGCUUCCACUCCAAGGAAAAAAAAUGACAAGUUCUUAACAUCACUGAACUAACAAAUUCUUUUUAAGAAAACAAUCAAACCCUACUUAAUUAUCCGUUAGUUAUCCGUUACAAUUCUUGUAAGAGUACUUUAGGAAAGAAUUAUUUCAAUUGACAUCCAGAAAUGACAAGAUGUAUAAGAAACGAGGUUAAUUUAAAAAGCACCGGUGAGUGCUCAUUGAGCCGUGAGCUUAUAAUCAAACGGGGCAGAAUUAUUUUGAGCAACUCGCAGCAUACAACUCGAUGAGCCAGCAUCUGCGACGCAUUCUAUUGGCGAAAAGCGUAGUCGACACAAGAAAUAAAAAUUAUAUGUGCAGAAAGAAUAAGAGAAGCAAGCCAGCUGAUGACAGAAGAAUUUGCUCUCUCCCGGAGACGACGGAUGACAUAAUCGACAGAUUAGCCUAUGAUACUCAACAUCAUCCAAUGGACGUAUUAAGGAUAAAACCAAGUCUGGAAUGUCUGGAUUAUUGUGACUGCAACUUGGAACACCGGCGAUCGAGAAACUGUGGCCGACUGUGUUGUAGAGCGAGCAGUCAAAAUCGUCGACAACGAUCAAGGAGUCAAAGAUCGAUAUCACCCGCCACGGCGUCAAAACGUAAAAAAUUCAUAUCGAAUGCCGUUUACGGGAUGGAAUUCAAAACCGCGCGGAGAAACCCUUGCAUGAUCGGCUCGUCGGUAGGCUUUUUGCGACAGAGAAAAUGUAGAUACGAGACAGAUCCUGUUUUCGUUCCUUGCACAACUGCUACUUUAGACUCGUUAGAAUUUAAACCGACGUGUUGUUCCCCGAUACAAGAAACAAACGACCAUCGAUCGGCAUCGUCAAGCACCUCGCGAAGCCACGACGAUUCCGAUCGCGACAAAGCCGUCAAUCGACCUGUGUCUCAGCAAGAAGAUGGAAAGAAAUAUGUUAAUUUCAUCUACGAUAUCACCAGAGAGAUUAAGCAAAAUGGUCUCUAUACCGAUAAGGAACUGCAGGAUGUGUUCAAGAAGCACAUCGAAAAAAAUAAAGGAACAUUGGACAUGAAUAGAAUGCUGUAUGAGGUCUACCAGCUGAAGAUUUCUUUAAACAUACUGGAUGAUGGAUCGGAUACAGAUGACGAGUUGGAGGAUCUUAUCCACGCACAAACGUUACUGCACGUCUCCGAGAUCAGGCCACCUACGCCACCAAAGGUGCUGGACGAGAACAAAGUUAUUGAUAAGCUUCAGUCUUAUCAGAAGUCAAUAGAGACUCAGAAUGGACAGUUGAGCAAGGGUCCCACGAAAAAGGUGGUACUGUACGACUUCAAUGAGCCAAAGAUGUACCCCAUAACGGUAAAAGAUUUGAUGGUGGGAGUGAUAGAAAUGCAAAUGCACGCUCAAGAAGUACGAGCCAAUUCUUCAGUGUCGAAACAUGUGUCCACGCAAGAUGAGACGGAAGAGAAGCUUAAUGGUCAAAAAGAAUCCGACGUUCACAUGAUUCAGUCGGAAGCGGAAGCUUCGUAUUCCUCGCAGUUUGAGAAAUCAGAGGAAUCCCAAGACGACGACAGACGGGCUUCUCUCACGGGCGAGACGAUCGAGAGUUCCCACGCUUCCGUUAAAGAUCGUUCGAUCGAUUCCUCGGUGAAACAAGACGCCAACUCUUCAACGUCGAACCUCGUGUCCAUACAAGAUGAGACAAUGGAAACUGAAGAGCUGACCGAGUCCGCGCCAGCGGCUGAGAGUUCUCAAGUCGAAUCGUAAUCCGGACCAAAGAUAAUGUGGACACGUUCGAGCUAACUUUUGGCUUGCUGCCUUCAUGGAUUUGCCGACAUGAAUUUCAGCUCGUUUCUUCAGGGAAAGAAAUAACUCUGAAAAUAACUUUGAAAUUCCCGUAAAACAUUGGUAACAAGCCCACGACAAGACGCGGCAUCAAUCCGCGAUCCAGAUUAAUCUUUAGACUGUCGGAAAAGCCACAAAAGUGACUUUAUAGCCACAAAAGUGACUUUCCACUUUCCACGGCAGUCUGAAGGUUAAGCAUUUCUCCACGUCGCGCAAACCUCAUAUAUUGAAGCUCUUGGCUACUCGCCGCGACCAUCUUGAUUAAUGAUGUCAGAAGCAAGAAAAUGUAUAAAGUAUCAAAAUUCCUACAAAGCAUGUCGAAAUAAAGAUACGUUUAAAAAAUAUCACUUGCAAGAUCGAUCAAGUAUACCUUUAAAUACUCAGAACAUUUUUGUUUUAACAAUCAAUAAAUGACUGUACAAUUAUCGUGUUCGGAGUAUCUUAGAGAUGUGCUUAAUCGAUUACAAGUGUUAUUUUUUGGAUAUAUAUUUCGACGUAGGAAUUUGCAAGGAUUUUUGGCACGCAUUCCUCGAUUCUGAUAUCAUAAGUGCGUUUUCGUUCUCAUUCCUACACUGUUGCUGAAAAGCAUUUAAUUUUACGUUACAAUUUUGCCGUUAUACACAUUCUCUCCUCGCAUUCGUUAAUAACAUAUUGUGUUAGCAACAAAUGAACGUUAGAUGCACAGUUCUCAUCUGUCGUUUGACAGAUAUUAGAGUAAAUUAUGGUAUAAUAUACUAGGAUAAAUUAUGAUAAUAGGAGCAAAGUAUAAUACACAAGUAUUCUGGUGAUCUUGUUCGUAUACUUUUCUUUUAUUACACCCUGAUUUUACUUUUUUGUUUAACAAAGUACGUGUAUGUGCGACGCUUGUAGCACCCGCCGCGUGUAUAGCUUUUCCAAUAUUCUCCCCUUCCUCCGCAGACAAAAUAUACACAUGGUGAAAAAAUAGAGGUCAUGUACAUUCAUUCCUUGCGCAUAUACAACAUUCUGCACAUAUCUAAGUACAGGUACUGGUAUACAAAGUCACGUGUUUGUACAACAGGAGGUUUGCACGAUAUCGCCGUGCCGAUCUUUUUAUGUUACAGUGCGGUUUGUCAUACAAAAGCAAUAAAACAGCUGUAUGUGAUCUCGA